UAACGCGCCGCAGUGCCCAUCCGUUAUCGUCCACCGUCUUUCUUUCCGCCCGCGUGUCGGCGCGUUACGUGCGUGUUGCCCGCGCGGCUCUCACACGCCGAGGGAAUCCCGGGCGCGCGCGCGCGCGCUCGCGCGUACACUCGAUACGGACGAUUGUUGGCAGCCGAUCGGCGCGCUCUUGAGGCAGGUCGCGAAGGGGCCUACGUACGAGCCUGGCGCGCGACAUCGUCGUUUUCCCGUGCGCGCUGACUCUGCCGGCGAGGCGAGGCGAGGCGAAGCGAGGCGAGGCGAGAGAGAGAAAGAGCGAACGAGCGAGGCGCGCCUCGAGAGGCGACAAGGCGGUGUCGGCGGUGCUCGCCCCCGAUAUUGUAUCGCUCCGCGCAGAGAGCUGCGCCACACACACGUACCGAGUCACGAUCGCACCCCGCAGUGGUACAGUGUAGGCUCGUGUCCGCCGACGGAGUGUCAGUGCGACGGCGGUCGGUGGCGUGCCGACGGCACGGCUGCGUUAUCCGCGACACUGUGUGCAGUACGGUGCGUGCGUGCGUGCGUGCAUAUGUGCGUGACGUGUGCGUAAAGGCGAGAAGAGAGGCGACGGGCCGGCGGUGAACGUGCGAGGGAGAGGGACGGGCGGGCGCGACGGCGAUGCGGCCGUGAAUCCAAGAUACGUGGCUGCGUUCACGCCGCGUGUGCUCCGCACCGCACGGAUACAACGACGACGACGACAACGACGACGACGACGAGGACGAGGACGAGGACGACGACGGCGACGGCGACGGCGGCACUGGCGGCGACAACGACGUCGGUCAGGGAAUUACGACCGGAGCGACAGAAAAAGGCGCGCGUUUGCACGCGCUCCGAAUUGCCACGCAUUCACGUAACCGCGGCGCGUCUCCUGACGCGUGCGGGCUCCUAGCUCGGUCGACUCCUUCGACCUCCUCCUCUUCCUCCUCGUCGUCACGAUGGCGGACGACGAGGUUCUCUUCGACGAUGUUUACGAGCUCUGCGAGAUUAUCGGCAAAGGGCCAUUCAGCGUCGUUCGGAAAUGCAUUCACCGUCACACUGGGCAGAUUUUCGCCGUAAAAAUCGUCGAUGUCGCAAAGUUUACUUCUAGUCCUGGGCUCAGCACCGCGGAUUUGAAACGGGAAGCUACAAUAUGCCAUAUGUUGAAACACCCACAUAUUGUAGAACUGUUGGAAACCUACAGCUCCGAGGGCAUGUUGUACAUGGUAUUCGAAUAUAUGGACGGCUCUGAUUUAUGCUUCGAGGUCGUAAGACGAGCGACUGCUGGAUUCGUAUACAGCGAAGCAGUUGCAAGUCACUACAUGCGACAAAUCCUCGAAGCGUUGCGUUACUGCCAUGAGAAUGACAUAAUUCAUCGCGACCUGAAGCCGCAGUGCGCCCUCCUGGCUGGCAAGGAAAAUUCCGCCCCGGUGAAGCUGCGCGGUUUCGGCGUAGCCGUGCAACUCCCGACCUCGCAGUCUAAUGGCGUUGCAUGUUACACGACCGAGUAUCGGCAGUGUCUGAGCCCAAAGGGGCAGCUCUACUUGAAGGCCGACAGCGAGGGUCGUGUCGGAUGUCCGCACUUCAUGGCGCCGGAAGUGAUUCAACGGCGACAAUAUGGGAAGCCCGGUGACGUCUGGUCGGCCGGAGUGCUGCUACAUGUCCUGCUAACUGGUACGCUUCCGUUCGUCGGUUCCCGAGACAGGCUGCGGGAAGCGAUCUGUCGAGGGCGGGUGCAGAUGGAGACGGUGCUCUGGGAUCCCAUUAGCGAGCCGGCGAAGGACCUCAUACAGAGAAUGCUCACGACCGACGUGAAUCACAGGAUCACCAUCCAGGAGGUCCUCAAUCACAAGUGGCUCAGAGAUCGUGAUAAGGGUGCGGCCCGUACACACUUAGGUGACACUAUAGAAGAGCUUAAGAAAUUUAACGCGAGGCGAAAACUGAAGGAAGCCGUCAAGGCAGCGGUCUCCUCGUCAAAGUGGCACGCUCCGUAUUCAGAGGCUAAUGGCGACAAUUUCUCUGACGUCGGCGAUGACGAGAUAACUACAGGCGCCGUGGCCGAAAUUGUCGAUUGCUUGGAUGACAUUGAGAUCCUCGAGGAAAGUGAUAGACUAUUGCGGGCGGAAGUUCUCAACACCGUCGACGACCAUCGGCUUCGUGCCAUUUUAGAGCUUUAUGAUAGAAUCUCAGGCCGCAUACCAGCGCCGUAUCGAGCACCGCAGACGGAUGCGGUCCAACGUGCGCGCGAGGUUGAAGAGAUCCUGCGGGAAACGGAGCACUUGGCGGUGCGAAAUAUCGACAGGGCCGAUCUCCGAGAGCUCCACGAACUGCUGGUCCAGCCGCACAUGAGGGCACUUUUACAAGCCCACGACGUUGCCGGUCACGAGGUGUACGGCGAGGAAGCCACCAGAGUAACGCCACCGCCGCUCCUCACGUAUCUGAAUGGCGGCGACGAUCUCGAGGGACAAAACGGCGAUUUAGAUGAGAAAAUCACUCGUGUUAGACUGGUGCAAUUCCAGAAGAACACGGAUGAGCCGAUGGGAAUCACGUUGAAAAUGAAUGAGGAUGGGCAAUGCUUCGUGGCGCGGAUUAUGCACGGUGGGAUGAUCCAUAGACAAGCCACUCUUCAUGUCGGCGAUGAGAUCAGGGAGAUCAACGGUAUACCGGUUCAGAAUCAAUCCGUUAAUGCCUUGCAAAAGAUUCUGCGGGAGGCACGUGGAUCGGUGACUUUCAAGAUCGUGCCGUCGUACAGGAGCGCGCCGCCCCCCUGCGAGGUACAAUUGUUCAGGAUUAAGCCUCUGCCAGUGUUAAUUUUCGUUCGAGCGCAAUUCGACUACGAUCCACUGGAGGACGAGCUGAUACCGUGCGCGCAGGCCGGGAUCGCUUUCAGAACCGGUGACAUUCUGCAGAUCAUCAGCAAGGAUGAUCAUCACUGGUGGCAGGCGCGGAAGGAUAACGCGGCUGGUUCCGCGGGCCUUAUCCCGUCGCCCGAACUUCAGGAGUGGCGCAUCGCUUGCAUGUCCAUGGAGAAGAACAAGCAAGAACAAGAUGCUGAAGGAGAAGGUGGAUGUUCUUCUCACACCGAAGGCUGCGACGGCUCGACAGUAAAUUGCUCAAUAUUCGGCCGGAAAAAGAAGCAAUACAAGGAUAAAUAUCUUGCAAAGCACAACGCUGUCUUCGACCAGCUGGACCUGGUGACCUACGAAGAGGUCGUGAAGCUUCCUUAUCCUGCCUUCCAACGGAAAACUUUAGUAUUAUUGGGAGCACAUGGCGUCGGUCGACGACAUAUAAAAAAUACGAUUAUCUCCAAGCAUCCCGAUAAAUACGCCUAUCCUAUUCCGCAUACAACGAGGCCUCCACGAAAUGACGAAGAAAAUGGUCGUAACUACUAUUUCGUAUCACACGAUGAAAUGAUGGCAGAUAUAGCUGCUAAUGAAUAUCUCGAAUACGGUACGCACGAAGAUGCUAUGUACGGAACUAAGCUCGAAACUAUUCGCAAAAUUCACGAAGAAGGUAGAAUGGCCAUAUUGGAUGUUGAACCGCAGGCACUGAAAGUUUUACGGACUGCUGAAUUUGCACCUUACGUCGUCUUCAUCGCUGCACCAGCAUUUGCAAACGUUACAGACUUCGACGGUAGCUUGGAGCGCCUGGCGAAGGAGUCGGACAUGCUGAAGCAGGCGUACGGGCACUUCUUCGACCUGACCAUCGUGAACAACGACCUCGACGAGACGAUCGCCCAGCUGGAGGCCGCGAUCGAGCGCGUCCACACGACGCCCCAGUGGGUGCCCGUCUCUUGGGUCUACUGACAGCGGUCUUCGCCGAUUCGUCACAUCGUCACCACGGACUGCAACGGCUCGUCGAGGAUGAAGCAGUGAUCGCUGGUGCCACGACGAUCAUCGUACCACGGCCGACCCUCUCGUCGCGGCGAGCAUCCGACGCCGAUGGCCAGCGGCGCCCAGCGGGAACACGCCGCGGACAGCUACGUCGCGCACGUGGGACGUACCCAGCGUACCAGCAAGCACACCCGCCGCCGAUCGGCUCGACGGUGAAGACGGUCCAAGUGCGCGACUAUACGAUGACCGUGUGUUCACGAGACUCUUUUCCAUCGCUGUGUAACUGUUGACUACCAGCCGCGGGAAACGAGGGGAGACACCAGCGACCAGUGUUCGUGGACGUCCUGACGCGCUCGUCAGCGGGGCGUCGGUUCAUCCGGAGACGAAACGCGUCGCCAUCGAGCACGACGAAGGAUCAGUGACGGCGAUGACGUCGUCACGCGCGUCUAGAAACGGACGCUCUUUUUCGCGGACCACCAACUCUCCCCUGCAUCUCUCCCCAUCACCCUUCGCUCCGUCUUCCUCUCUUCAACAAGUUUCAAAGAUUGAAGACGAGGAGCGACGCACCGAUCAGCUGGGACUUCUCUUGAACUGAGACUGUUGAACGAAUGCGUGUCUCUCCCUUCUACUCCGCGCAAAAUCUGUCGCUUCUCUCGACACAUUCCCGGCACGGUUUACGUGCCGAGCUCACACACGCGAAUUUCUCUCAGCGGUUCCACGCUCGAGGCAAUCGGGUUUACGCGAACUGUGCGCAGUGAUACGGCGACAACGAGCGGAUCGAGGAGAUAUCAUGUCGCACGGUCCCCCAUCCGAGCGGCUGCAUCCUCGUGCCCUUUUACCCGCGGAAUCUGUCGACUCUCCGUAAACUGUAAUUGCCUCCUAUCGUACUUUAUCGUAAUUACUUAACGAACUAAAAGAAGCUAGAGACCGUGCGGCACGGCAGUGCCCAUGAAUACACAUACGUGUACACAUAUUCAUGUACAUAUUUAUACGCAUGUAUGUGCAUACAUGUGUACACGUGCAGAGCGAAAGGCGAAGGCCCUGUCGCAAUAACCGCAACCUGCGUUUCCCUGAUCGUUCCAGUGGAGACAAGGCAUAGGAAAUAGGAACUGGUGCACUGCCGGCCGUCCGUCAUUUAACUGUAACUUUAAGCAGUAGAGAACUUCGCCGGUUUUGUCUAGUACUUCUGCUAAUAUCUAACGAGUGUUCAUCUCUCGUCGCGGCCAGUCCCCGCCGCGACGAAUCUACGCGUAUGCGCGAGCGCUUCUUUCGCCCAUCCCCUUUUCCUCGUUUUUUUUCCACCCUCUCUUUCUGUCUACGUCUCUCUCGCUCUAAUCGCCCACCGAGCUUCUCUUACCUUUCUACUUUUGACAAUCGAGACCGCCGUCGGGGCGAGACGGCUCGCUCGCUCGCCCGCUCGGCCGUGCACUCGCCCAGCCCCCUUUCUCAUCCCCCAUUCAUCGCCGUCGUUGUUCACGAGAAUCAUCCUCCGGGUCGCAGAAUCAAACGUUCGCCGGCGCACCGCCGUCGGCCGACGAUCCCUUGUAUCUCUUGAGGCGCCGUACCGCACAUCCCGGACGAAUGCACGGACGGCGGAUACCGAUCCGGCAAGAGAGAAUUAUUACAAGUGCUCACGCGGACGUGCUUGUACGCGAUUGUUAAGUUCGUACAAGCGCACACACAUACACACACGCACACAAACGGACAGGCGCGCACGCACACAAACACACAUACACACA
This is a messenger RNA of Vollenhovia emeryi, 5575 nucleotides long. It is a transcript of the gene CASK, whose product is annotated as peripheral plasma membrane protein CASK. NCBI's taxonomy places the organism in Eukaryota, Metazoa, Arthropoda, Insecta, Hymenoptera, Formicidae. The record is from RefSeq and is a predicted model, not a curated record. Gene Ontology annotation, cellular component: plasma membrane; cell-cell junction. Gene Ontology annotation, biological process: regulation of neurotransmitter secretion; protein phosphorylation. The transcript is spliced from 22 exons. The coding region runs from base 963 to 3809 and encodes 948 amino acids. Gene Ontology annotation, molecular function: ATP binding; protein kinase activity; signaling receptor binding.